AUGGAUGACCAUUUCGAUCAGUAUUUUAUUUACGAGAACCGCCUGGCCUCGUUCCAGAUUGCGCAUCACUUCCCCAGCGCCAAUUCGCGCGUGACGAAGCCUUUGCAAUGGCCGCAUAAGAAGCUGUCACCAGUCGCGCUCGCGAAAGCCGGCUUUUUUUAUGAUCCGUAUCCCGAUCAUCCAGAUAAUGUUGUUUGUUUUCUGUGCGAAAAGCCUCUUGAUGGAUGGCAGGAGGGGGACAACCCGUUAGAAGAACAUCUGAAGCACUCGCCUACUUGCGGUUGGGCGAUUAUGGCGGCAAUUGAGGCCGGCUAUGGAAACUAUGGAAAGGUCCAUCCUCUCGACCCAUUUAUGAUCGAAGCGCGGAAGGCGACCUUUGCGGGGCGAUGGCCGUAUGAGUCCAAGAAGGGCUUCAAGUGCAAGACAAAGAAGCUUGUUGAGGCGGGAUGGAAGUAUACCCCGUCACUCGAGGCAGAUGACAUGACAACCUGCGCCUACUGCGAUCUUGCGCUUGAGCGGUGGGCAUCUGAGGACGAUCCAUAUGCUGAGCACUACAAACGCGAACCCAACUGCCCCUUUUUUACUCUCCUCAACCAGUAUCCCCCUCCUAAGAAGGGACGCGCCAAAGGAGCUAGGGUCUCCAGAGCAUCUAGACUUUCAGUGCAGUCUGUCGCGACCGUCGCCACGCACGCUUCUGAUUUCCCCUCCACUGCCGAUCUCACUAUCGACCAAGACGACAGUGUUAUGACUACAGCAUCCACCAUGACCCAAGGCGGGAAGAAGACGGCCAGAGGUCGCAAAACUACCGCCACAACCGCCAGAGCGCGCAAGACGAAAGCCAAGAAGGAGGAGCCAGUCGAGAUUUACGAGGAUUCAGAACAAGUUGUCGAGACAACGGCCAAGGGUCGCAAGCGGCCAAGCGACUCUAUGGAGGACUCAGCCCUCACCAACGCCGAGGCACCAGCCCAGAAGAAGAGAGUGACUCGUGGUAGGACGAGCGUUGCGGUAGAUGUGUCCAGAAUGAGUCUCGCUGCCCCUGAUUCCGAAAUGUCCGACAUUCUCCCAGUGAGACAGCCAGCGGGUCGGAAGAAACGUUCCUCGACAGCAGCCAAGGGAGCACGGAAGGUGUCGCAACAAUCGGACAAAUCUCAGCUAACAACCGAGCUUUCCGACGACGAACUCGAGCGUCAAUUGGAAGCCGACCUAGAUCGAUAUCGCAGCGAUGUCGAGGAAGAAGUUCCUGUGGAGAAGGCACCCGCUUCGACACGAGGGCGGCCCAAGAAAGCUGCAACAUCCCGGAAGACUAGUCAAAAAACCAAGGUGCAAGCUGAUGCAUCCAAUCUGCCGGAACACGGUGCUGUGGUCCCAGCAGUCGAGAUGGGGAGCGCAGUUCAGAGCCAGCAUGCGGAAAUCGAGCCCGAGCAAUCUGCCGCAGAUGGUUUAGCGGUACCAAAGAAGGGCCGCAAGGCUGGAACACGCAAAGUAUCCAAAGCGACGAAGAAGGCGAAGGAAGCAGCACCUCCACCGCCAGAGCCCGCAUAUCAGCAUGCUGAUCCCACUCCUGAACUGGCUCCAGAGGCCUUACCUGAUGAUCUUGAGCAGCUGUCAGUCGGAGGGGAUCUUGCCGAUGCCGAUGUUAGCACCGGCACGGUCAUCACAAAAGCGGCUCCUCCUCCUCCACUUCCUCCCAAGCGGGGCCGCGGUCGACCAUCCAAGAGAUCCACAUCCUCCCAGCCUGCCGUCGAACUUCCCUCAGCGCCUCAGUCGGCCCACGUCUCGCCGCAGCCCGAGCCCGAGCCUGUUAUCGCUCGUUCCGUGCAAAAGCGCACAUCCGCCAGGUUAUCCAGCAAGCGAUCGUCAGCUACAGCCGCCGCCCCCAUCGGCUCCAACGUCCUCGCAACAGUCGCUCCGGCGGCGCCAACGCCAAGAAGAUCGUCACGGACAGUAUCAGCACGAGCCUCAGCUGCUGCCAUUCCCUCAGCCGCGCCCAGUCAUCACCGUCUAUCCAUCCCUGCCCCGGCAACGCCCGACUCACAAUCGACCCCGUCCCGGCGCGGUGCCAACCACACCGAAGCGGUGGCUCCCGUCUCUCACCCCCCAUCAGCUCACUCCUCCCCGCAGGCCUCAGACGCAGAAAACUACCCUCCAGAACCCCAUUCGGCCGUCUCUGUUCGUACAAUAGCAAGUAAUAACCAUAACCAUACCGAAAACGCCAACGCCUCUACCAUCGCCGGUAAACGCUCCAUCCUCGCCCCCGUCACAACCUCUGCUGUCGGAACACCCCAGUCCCAACGUAGCUCCCCCGUCUCCUCCUCCAAGCGCAGCCUCGUUGCGAGCGGUGGUCUGCGUAGCACAAUCCCCUGGAAGGGGAUCGACGUCGAGGCGGUUCUCUUUCCAUCACCACAGCGUCAUGCUUAUGAUGGAGAGGAAGGCCAAGGGUAUGAGGACAAGGAGAACUUUGAUGGCGAGGGUAUCGCGUCACGGCUGCCUGCCAUGUUGCUCAGCAAGGGCGCUGAGCUGACCAGCCCGGAGAAGAGGAUGACUGUGGAGGAAUGGAUUUAUCACAAUGCUAGCCUGGCUGAGCAAAAGCUCAAGCAGGAAUGUGAGGCUAUGGUGUCAGUCUUUGAAAAGGAGGGAAGCCGCGCUAUGCGCGUGUUAGAGAGUAUUGUUGUUACUGAGUAG
Messenger RNA from Thermochaetoides thermophila DSM 1495, 2682 nucleotides. RefSeq lists its product as uncharacterized. The coding region runs from base 1 to 2682 and encodes 893 amino acids. Lineage: Eukaryota; Fungi; Ascomycota; Sordariomycetes; Sordariales; Chaetomiaceae. The record is from RefSeq and is a predicted model, not a curated record. The transcript has 4 exons.